AAGACUGCUCCGGACGGAACAGAAACUGUGUCUGCACAUCCAGCUCGUUUCUCUCCUGAGGACAAGUACAGUAAAUAUCGUGUGAUCAUCAAGAGACGCUUUGGAUUAUUGCCUACUCAACAGGCGAAAAUUUACGCAAACCGACGAAUUAUCAUCGCCUUUGUAAUGUUUUUCAUUGGAUGGAAAGUGAUUGGUGUCACGAUGAGUGAUAUGAUGUUAUGGACGGUAAAUGAAGAAACUGGUGAAGGGCGUAUGUUGACCCCAGCCGAGGCACGAAAGCGACGAAUCGAGUUGGAAAGUGAACGUGAGCGCAGUAUGACGGAAAAGUCCGAAUCGAAGAAAGCACUGCCCCGUUUUGAUUUUGAUGACUAG
Molecule: messenger RNA, 372 nt
Organism: Cooperia oncophora
Lineage: Eukaryota; Metazoa; Nematoda; Chromadorea; Rhabditida; Trichostrongylidae
Source: the annotation of a GenBank genome assembly